AGCCUGGACAACCUAACCUGAACCGAGGCGGGUUUGUUGUGUGUCGCGACAACGCGACGGAGCGUUAUGUCUCGCGUAGAUAUGAGUUGAUAUUAGUGACGAUGUCGUAUCAGGACUCGCCGUUUUCCACGAUGUACGACCGCCAGGACGAUUAUGACCUCGACGAGGACAACGAGGAGUAUCUGGAGGAGGACAGGGACGCCGAGGAGCAGGACGAGAGCGACGAAGAUACCGAGGAGGCGAGCGAAACCGACAUGGGGAAGUCCGAGGAAUACACGGAGAUCAAAGAACAGGUGUACCAGGAUAAAUUGGCCAGCUUGAAGAAGCAGCUGCAGCAGUUGAAGGAGGGCACGCAUCCCGAGUACAAUCGUAAGCUGAAACGAUUGGAGGCGCAAUAUAAAGAACGUUUGAGACUGAACGUAAUUUACCGAGACUACCUGACGGAAUGGGUCGAGCGCGAUUACAUAUUGGAGAAAAAGGCGGCAGCGAAGGAGUUUGAGGAGAAAAAGAUCGAUCUCAAGGAAAAUCUGCUUACCGAUAUGGAGGAAAAGCGAAAGAUGAUCGAAUCGGACCGUCACACGAUGGAACUCACCGGUGAUUCCAUGGAGGUGAAGCCGGUAAUGACGAGAAAGUUGCGCAGACGUCCCAACGAUCCAGUGCCGGAGAAAGUGGAGAAACGGCGAAAACCACCGCCCGCACAGCUGAAUUACGUGCUGGACGAGAAAGACAUUGAACUCGACUUAAAAGCGAUUAAUCGCUCAAAAGCGCCAACCACCAUUCGCAAGCCAGUAGUUUUACCACAUUACAACGCGGUAAAUAUUCCAUCUCAGCAUAUAUCACAGCCGCCUGAGACGCCAUUGGUGGAAACCCGGAUAGAGGACGGGAAAUUAUUGUAUGAACGAAGAUGGUUCCAUCGUGGUCAGCCUGUCUAUGUCGAAGGCAAGGAUCUUAACAGGUUCUCGGCGAACAUUUCCGCAAUCGGCACCGAAGCGAUCUGGGUGAAGAAAGUGUCGGACGGCAGCAAAGUGCGCAUUUACACGUCGCAGCUGAGCCGUGGAAAGAUCUCCAUCAAACGACGGGCCUCCUAAUCGACUCCUCU
Vollenhovia emeryi is the source of this 1099-nucleotide messenger RNA. RefSeq names its product sin3 histone deacetylase corepressor complex component SDS3. Bases 102 to 1088 code for a protein of 328 amino acids. The record is from RefSeq and is a predicted model, not a curated record. Gene Ontology annotation, molecular function: histone deacetylase binding. Lineage: Eukaryota; Metazoa; Arthropoda; Insecta; Hymenoptera; Formicidae. Gene Ontology annotation, biological process: negative regulation of transcription by RNA polymerase II. The transcript is spliced from 8 exons. Gene Ontology annotation, cellular component: Sin3-type complex.